AUGGCAUAUAUCGUGGCCCCUAUCACUUACAGUGCUGAGAUGACCACCUCAAUCCCUCCUGCAAGGUUGUUCAAGGCCGUUAUCCUUGACCACCACCUUCUUCCUAAGGUUGUGCCACAAGCCAUUAAGAGUGUUGAAAUUUUUGAAGGAGAUGGUGGAGCUGGAACCAUUAAAAAAUUUCCAGAAUACCCAUUUAAGAGUGCCAAACACAGAGUUGAGACACUUGACAAAGACAACUUCGUUUAUUGCUUUAGUGUAAUUGAGAGUGAUGCACUGAAAGAAGGAAUUGAGAAAUUCACUAAUGAGAUCAAAUUUGAAGCCUCCCCUGAUGGAGGGUCAAUGUGCAAGACCACCAGCUCUAUCUACACCAAGGGUGAUGUCAAGAUCCCUGAGGAAGAAAUCCAGGGAGGAAAACAAAGGUCUUUGGGACUGUUCAAGGCUGUUGAGCCUUACCUCCUCACAAAUCCUGAUGCCUACAACUAA
Coffea eugenioides is the source of this 483-nucleotide messenger RNA. RefSeq names its product major allergen Pru ar 1-like. Gene Ontology annotation, molecular function: protein phosphatase inhibitor activity; signaling receptor activity; abscisic acid binding. Gene Ontology annotation, biological process: abscisic acid-activated signaling pathway; defense response. The transcript has 3 exons. The record is from RefSeq and is a predicted model, not a curated record. NCBI's taxonomy places the organism in Eukaryota, Viridiplantae, Streptophyta, Magnoliopsida, Gentianales, Rubiaceae. Bases 1 to 483 code for a protein of 160 amino acids. Gene Ontology annotation, cellular component: cytoplasm; nucleus.